This is a messenger RNA of Haliotis rubra (blacklip abalone), 2964 nucleotides long. Its product is annotated as organic cation transporter protein-like. The record is from RefSeq and is a predicted model, not a curated record. Lineage: Eukaryota; Metazoa; Mollusca; Gastropoda; Lepetellida; Haliotidae. Gene Ontology annotation, molecular function: transmembrane transporter activity. Gene Ontology annotation, biological process: transmembrane transport. The transcript is spliced from 12 exons. The coding region runs from base 159 to 1823 and encodes 554 amino acids. Gene Ontology annotation, cellular component: membrane.
AUCUGUGAGAACAGUCAUGCUAUUGCUAAACGGCACAACAGCUGAAUUACUGAAGACGUGGCAUUGAAGGGGGGGAUACGUUUGGAUUGAACACACGUCUCAUUGAAGACCUUGUUGCAGCCUGUGAAACUUGCCAUUUCCAUCUUUCAGAUUCCAAGAUGAAGUUUGAAGACAUCGUGAAGCUCCUUGGUGACUUUGGCCCCUACCAGAAGAGGCUGUACUUCCUGUUGUGUAUCCCUACCAUAUCAAUCGGGAUUCAGACAAUAAUGACAGUCUUUACACUUGGUGUGCCAAAUCACAGGUGUUCUCUUCCUGAUUGGGAUAAUGACACAUACGCCAUACAAGGGAACAGCCACGCACGGGCCGUCAAUGCAGCCUUUACAUCGCCCAUUGAAUGGACACAACACGACUCUUCCUGUUUCAUUCACGACCAGAAGAAUGGGACGGGGGAGGGCUUAACACUGUAUACUAAUACUACUCGUAAAUGUGACAGCUGGGUCUACGACAUGGAGCAGUUCGGUUCAACUAUUGUUACGAAGUUUGGAUGGGUAUGCGACGUGAAGAUGGCGAAGUCUCAUGCUCAGAUGCUGUUUAUGCUGGGUUUCCUACUGGGCAGUGUGGUGUUGGUUGCGCCAUCAGAUUUCACUGGAAGGAAGAAGAUGUUCAUGGUAUCAGUCACCCUGCAUGUUGUAUCCACCAUCUCGGCAGCCUUUGUGUCCAACUUCACGUCACUAGGUCUCAUCUACUGCAUGAUUGGUAUGUCGUGCAUUGGCGUCUGGAGCAACAGCUUUGUCGUAGGUGUGGAGCUUGUGGGCCCUUCAAAUCGAGUUUGGACAGGAAUCAUAGUCGAAAUGUUUUGGACAUUCGGAUCUGUAAUUGUAACAGCGAUUGCAUACUUUGUCCGAAAUUGGCAACAUUUGCAGCUGAUAGGCUCAGUGCCAACAGUUCUGUUUUUGACAUAUUAUUGGUUGAUGCCGGAGUCUCCGCGUUGGUUGAUCAGUAAGCAGAGGUAUGAGGAAGCCGACAUAAUAUUACGUCAUGCUGCCAAUGUCAACAAGACGACCCUGCCCUGUAAUAUGUUCAGCGGAGAUAGGCUAGACCGGAAGAGGGAGGUGCCGCUAUGGCGGAUGUUCAAACGUCCGUCUUUGGUUAUCCGAAGCCUUGUGUUGUUUUUCAGUUGGUUCGUUGCCAGUAUUGGUUUCUAUGGACUCGGUCUCAACGUAGCUAAUCUGGGCGGGAGUGUCUAUACUAAUCUAUUCAUUGCGGCUUUGACUGAACUAGCUGGCCAUGCUUCAUGCCUCCUGCUCCUCAAUCGUAUUGGGAGGAAGGUUUUUCACUGCACUGUAAUGAUUAUCGGCGGAUUGUGCUGCACAGCUACAAUCCUACCGGUGCUCUAUGGAAACGGAUCUCUUAACUGGCUGACCAUUGCAUUAGCUUUGACUGGUCAGGGUUUUGUAGUGGCCAGUUUCGACAUCAUCUGGCUUUAUUCUUCGGAGCUUUUCCCGACAGUCAUCAGAAGCUCAGCUCUCGCAGCGGCCAACAUCUUCGCCAGGGUUGGAGGAACCAUAUCACCAUACAUUGCUAGCCUGGCUCUAGUGAUAUCUGGAGAUUUUGGUCCGAUUGUUCCUCUCAUUAUAAUUGGAACUACAAUGAUUGUGGCGGGACUGGCAGCCUUGGUAUUGCCUGAAACUUUAAACAACCCACUCCCUGAUACUAUAGAGGAAGCAUGUCGGAUGAAAAGAGGGAGGAACAUUCGUUAUCACACAGGGGCUGACUAUACCAGCUCCCAGGGUGACGAGAUUAUGAAGACACUUGAGCUAUGAAGAAGUACAUAUUCUCUGUCUCAAGUGAUGGAAUGGUGGUACUCGUAAGAAACCUUUGGCUGGCUUCUUACAGGUGUUGUUGAAAGUGAUACGUAACAAACAAUUUACGUGACCAUAUACAAGAUUCCAUAAAUAUUAUUAAUAUGAUUAAAACGUGACGUUUUCCGCAGUUGUUAACUGUAUGCCUGAUGAUGAUGCCAAUAUAUGUUAAACAUGUUGAAAUAUGACAACUUUGGGGACCAGAAGAUCCUUUUAAAAGAAUGAAGAUAUCUGGCACUGGCCUUGAACUCUUCAAAUGUAGAAAUAUAUUUUCUUUUUCGCUAAUAAUACAAGAGACCUUGACACAAUGAACAGUUGUAAAAUGUCAUCUCAAAUUAUUCGGGAACAGGGACGAUUCCGUUACCGAACUACUACUGAUAAUAACAAAAUAUCUGUCCUUAAUCCUUAUGACGUUUACUCUUCCCUCCAGCUUUUGAAACUACCUGUGCCAAGAGCACGCGACAAUAAAUAAUACCAUUCCUUCCAAAGUUUAUCCAGCAAGUGCGUUCCUUCAGGUUCGCAGUCAGUUUGUCUUCGUGCAGUACACAUCGGAAAUCCGUUUAACCAAGCAUCGGUACAAAUUAUCAUUUUCUUAAAAGUUCUACACUCUUUGGCGCACAGAUUAAUCCCACGAACUGUCAUCCUUAUUCAUCAUCAAUUUCGCGUUUUGUGCCGCUUACCCCUGAAAGAUGUUAAAGAUCCGUCUGCUUCCCAGCAAUUGCAAGACGUGAUCUCGAGGCAAAGCGAAAAGCAAUGUACGCUUUCGUAUGAGGCUACCUAGUUUAAAGUAUUCAUUAGCAAGCUGAAUAUUUUAACACGUCUUGAAUGUCAAUUAAACAUAUUUAUGUCACCAGUCCAAGGUUAUUUUUCUGUAAAAUAAUUGUACAUACCGGUAAACACAAACAUUGCAUAUAAAUGUGUUUUUUUUGAAAACAGGGGGUGUCUGCACUAUGUAUAUGUUUUUUUUCUCGGCACUUUGUCAGCCAACCGCGGUUUUGAACCGUACUUCAGCUAUAAUUUAAUUUUGCUUUCACUGUCGGCUUCCUUGAUCCAGUGUUGUUUUAUUCCACUGCGAAAAAUAAAUAAACAAAAGUAAUGAGUU